AUGGAUAUUUAUUAACUAUUGAGUUUUGAUGGAUUCAACAACACCUUGGAGAUCAUUCUUAACAAAGUAGCCUGCUAGAAGUUGCAAUAGAUACAAAACAACCUUAAUAUUAUUUGCAUUAUUGGAUCUCAAAAGUCUGGCAAAAGUUGGUUAUUGAAUAAGCUCUUUAUGCAGGGUUAAGGUUUUCAAUCUAGCACCAAAGGGUUCUAUUUUACCUAUGAUGGUUAAUUGAUUAUAGAUACAGAAGGCUUGGGUUGUGGUGAUCAAAGAAAAGACAUGCAAAUCAUCCUCCUUGCUUCUCUUCUAUCAAGUGUAGUAAUCUACUGUGGCUAUUCAGUCGAAGAUUUUGAACUCAUGAUUAAUCUUGAAGACUAUGAGGAUUUUCUACCUCCUUUUAUUUGGGUUUUGAGAGACAUACAAAAUAAGGAUGCCCUCUAGCCCAAAGAACUACUUGAAAGAUAGUUUAAAUCACAAAAUAGAGUGAAGAAACACCUACUUAAGCUAUUCUCGGAUUUUGUUACAGUUCCAUCAUCUAGCGAAAGUAUCGAGUUCAUAGACUCUAUGGCUUUGCUAAGGAGAAAAGUGUUGAAUUAUGCAAAGCCAAAGAAAAUCUAUCAGAACAUUUAUUUGAAUGGUCCACUUUUGGUAGAGAUGAUUUAGAUGGUGGUUGCUAAAUUCAACAGCAAUUAAUCGGUUGAUUUAAGGCAAGUUACUGAAACCAUAGUAGACAAGCAAUCUACAGUUCUAUUGAAUGAAGCAUUUAAAAAGUAUGAGCAAUCUAUUACAUAACUCAAAUUGCCAACAUGUUCAUUUGAAGAAUUGAAGAAUCAUCAUAAAGAUUCAGAACUCAAGGCUUUGGAAUAUUUGAAAUCUAAAAUCAAUGACAAAGACUUAAAUGAUGAUUUACAUCAGAUGUGCAAAGAGACAUUCAAGGAGAUUUGCAAACGAAAUGAAUAAGAAGCUACCAAUUUGUGCAAUUAAUUUAUCAAUUAAGAAUUUUAAACUUUGCAAAAACGAUUAUCUGAAUAUCGAAGUAUCUUAGAAUUUGAGAGGGACAUCAAAUUGUUCUAUUAAUUUUUAUUAGAGCAUGGACCUAAAACUGUGUUAAAGCAACAAGUUUAUUAAGAGUUUUAUAAUAAAAUGAUGACAGAAGGUACCAACAUGUUCAUUAAAUAGUAAAAUUAACAAUAAUAACAAUAACAAUAACCUUUAUCUAUAAAAAAUGAAAAUAUCAAUACAGAAAAGGAUAAAACCAUUAAUGAAUUGGUUUGUAAAGUUAAAGAAUAAGAAAAUAAAAUUUAUUCUUAAUAAUCAUAAAUUAAAUUAUUAGAGGAAUAACUAUUUUCUUCAGAUAAAUAAUUAGAAAUUUUAUAAGCAGAAAUACUUAAAUAGAAAGAACUCCAUCAAUAGCAAUUUAAAUAAUUUGAAAGAAAUAUCUAUCUAAAAGAGUCAGAAUUCAACAAAAUGAAGGCACUUAAUGAGUAAAAGAUUCAACAUCUAACAAAACAAUUAGAAUAGAGUUAGCGAAAAGAAACCUAAAUGGAUUCGUCAUUUCUCUCAACUAAAUCAGAAUACACAAUUUAAAUUAGAGAUGUCUAAUAAAAAUAUGAGUAAAUGAUCACUUAAUUAUAAGAAAGACUGUUAGCAUAAACUGACAAAACUUAGCAGCUUCAAGAUCAACUAAAUAAUCUAGAACAAUAAAAUACUUAGACCUAAUUUAAACUCUAGAGCAAAGAAAGUAAAAUAUAUGAAUAUCAAUAAUAAAUUCAAAUCCUGAAGAACUCAGUAAUUUAAUUGCCAUAAUUUGAUAAUUCUAACAAUGAAGAAAAUGAAAAAUAGAUUACUAAGUUGAAAGAGAUUAUCGAAACUCAGGAGUCACAAUUGAAAGAAAAGACAUCAUAGUUAAUACAAUUAAAAUCCAGUUUAGAAAGAGAACAAGCAUUGAUUGCUUAAGAGAAACAAUUCUUGGAGAUUUAACUCAAGGAUCUUUCAGAACAAUUAAAGCUUGAGAAGAAGAAUCAUGAAUAAACUUUAAGUCUAUUUGAAAGUUAGAAUGAUGUGAGUAAAAGCUAAGUGUUCUCUAAAUAAUAUAUGGAAAUGAAAGACAUGCAUUUGAAUGAAAUGAAAUAAUUAGAACAAGAAUUUGAAAUCUAAAGAAGAAAAAUGUAAUAAUAGAUUGAAUAUUUGAAUUCAGAAUUAAAUAAAACUGAGAGUUAAGUAUUGUAUCAAUAAAAUGAUUUUACAAGGGAAUUAUAAUAAGCCAAAACUUAGAUACUUAAUUAUGAAGAUAACAUUUAGAGAUUGAAUAGAGAAUUCAUGUUAUUAGAAUAGUAAAAGACUAGAAUCUAAAGAGAAUUGGAAGAAAAAUUGAUUUUGAAAACAAGGAAUCAUCAAUAAGAAAUUGAGGAAUUGAAAAAGUAGAAUUUGAAUGAAUAUAGAUUAUUAUAAAAUAAAAAUGAAGAACAAAUAGCGUAAUUAAGAUAAAUGUAUGAUUUGGAGAGACAAAAAGUUGAAUAAAAGUUUAUGGAAGAUAGAAAGAUUAUGGAAGAAAAGUAUAACUAGAUGGUUGAGGAAUUGGAGAAUCAAUUUGAUAAUAAUUAAGAUGAAGAAAUUUCUAAGCUUUAGAAAAAGCUAAAAUAAACAGACUUGUAAUUGCAACAAUUGUAAUAACAUUGGCAAAAUGAAAAUGAUUUAAAAUAAAAAUAGAUUUUAACCUUAGAAUAAGUAAACAACUCUUUAAAAAUAUCAAUUUAAUAAUUUUAGGAUGAUUAAUUGAAUUUAUAAAAGUCAGUGCAAGAUUUGCAUCAGCUCAAUUAAAUCAAGGAGGAAGAACUUAGUAUUUUGAAAUAAUAAGGAUCGUAUGAAUCUUUGAAUCAUAUUAAACAAGAUUAAAUAGAAAAAAUGAAAUAGAAUAAUUCCUUAGAAAAACAGAAGCUUACAGAAUAGAUUACUGAAUUAAGAAAAUAAUUAGAUGAUGCACAAGAUGAAAAUAUUAAAAUGAAAGUAGAAUAUGAAAAAUAAUUGGCAUUAAUUACAUAAGAAAAUGAAUUUAACUCACAUAAAUUAGAAUAACUAUAAACUCAAUUAUAAAACAAUGAGUCUAAAAACUUUACUUAAUUAAUUAAGAUUGAAAGCAAUGUUGCUCAAUUAACUCUAGAAACUGAUCUUAAAGAAUAACAGUAAAAAUAUGAAAAGUUAAGACAAUAAUAUAAAGAAUAAGAAAUCAAUAAUAAUAGGAUAGUUGUUGAAUUGCAAUAAUAGGUUGAACAAUUAAAAAUCUAAUUGUAAGAGGAGUAAAAUAAUUAAUAAAAGAAGAAUGUAAAUCUUCCAGCCCAAUAAAAUAAUGUGUAAUCAAACACUUAACUCAUUAAUUAAUUAAAAUAAUAAAUUGAAAAUUUGCAAAGUGAAUUACAGGAACUGAAAUCAUUACAUGAACGAGAUACUUUAUUAUGGGAAGGAAAAUUUAAGUUCUUGCAAUAAUAAAAGGAUUAAUCAAAAUAAGAUUUACAAGAAGCCAUGAAAAAGUUUGAGUUUACUAUAAAUCAUCUCUAAAAAGCAAGAUAAUAGGAUUUAGAGGAGGAGAGUAAUUCUAUUUCUGAAAUGUUGGUAACUUUAGAAAAAAAGUAUUAAUUAUAAGUUUUAGAUCUUACAGAACAUCAUUAAGCAAUUAUUAAUGAAUAUACACUGAAGAUUGAAUAAUUACAAAAAGAAUUAACAUUGAACAAUAUGUCAAACCAAAAUUAUCAGAAAGGUGAUUUGAGUGACAUUUCUUCUCUUUAUGAAAAUCAAAUUGAAUAAAUCAAAUUAUAAUAUGAAACAAAAAUUGAAGAAUUAUACUUAAAUCAGACUGAAGAAAGGCAGAUUUGGAGAGCUAAGUUAAGUGAAGCAGAAGAAAAGUUAAAAGAAGCAGAAAUAAGAAGAUCAACUAUGGUAUUUGAGCAUGAGAAGGAAAGGGCUAAAUGGAACAUUGAAAAGGAUGAUUUGAAAUAUCAGAAGAGUGAAUUGUAAGAAUAGUGCUCGAAUUUAGAAUAACAAAAACAUAAAUCUGAUAAAAAAAAUAAGAAGGUUGGAACUAUAAGAACAAGAUUAAGUCCCAAUAAAUCUCCUGGAACUUUUUCUAAUGCUUCUAAGUUAGGACAGUCCUUUGAUACUUUCUAAUAAGCGAGUAUGGAACUCCCAGAAGAAAAUAAGUCGAUUCAUUUGAAUCCUGGAGAAUCUUUCGAAGCUUAUUAUUAAGCGUAAAAAAAGUUUGAUUGAUAAUUAAUAUACAUUUAUUAUUCAUGAUAUUUGUUUGAA
Paramecium tetraurelia is the source of this 4296-nucleotide messenger RNA. RefSeq lists its product as uncharacterized. The transcript has 4 exons. The record is from RefSeq and is a predicted model, not a curated record. NCBI's taxonomy places the organism in Eukaryota, Ciliophora, Oligohymenophorea, Peniculida, Parameciidae. Gene Ontology annotation, molecular function: GTP binding; GTPase activity.